This is a messenger RNA of Fusarium vanettenii 77-13-4, 864 nucleotides long. RefSeq lists its product as uncharacterized. NCBI's taxonomy places the organism in Eukaryota, Fungi, Ascomycota, Sordariomycetes, Hypocreales, Nectriaceae. The transcript has 2 exons. The record is from RefSeq and is a predicted model, not a curated record. The coding region runs from base 1 to 864 and encodes 287 amino acids.
AUGGCCUCGAUAAAAACCCUCUUUCAGCUUUCCUCGCAGCCAACAUGGUUCGAGAACAUUUGCAUCCGACCCAACGGCACCAUCUUGGCAACACGUCUCGACGUCCCUGAAGUCUGGGCCAUUGAUCCUGCCACUUCCUCCGGCUCUUCCUUGUUUCGAAUUCCACUCUCCAAAGAUGUCCCUUCGCAGGCACUCACCGGUAUCUGCGCCCUGCGUCCAGAUGUGUUUGCCAUCGGCGCUGGCAUCUACGACAUGGCGGGCGGCACAGGAGCCAAGGCAGGUAGUUUCAGUGUGUGGCUCGCAGACUUGACGGGUCAGGAGCCCAAGGUUACCAAAGUGACCGACAUACCUGAGAUUGCCAUGAUCAAUGGCAUGGCAACGUGGGAUGAGAAUACGGCCCUUGUUACAGAUUGUUUGAAGGGCAAGGUGUACAGGCUCGACGUCACAUCUGGCACGUACAAUAUUGCACUAGAAGAUGAGACUAUGGAGAUACCUGCCGGUGCACCCUUUCAAGUUGGCAUCAACGGCCUCAAAGUCCAUCGCACGACCGAGCAGAUCCACGUUUACUACACCACUACGACCCGGUACUCGGUGUACCGCAUGCCCGUCACACAAGAACUAAAGCCUGCAGGUCCCGUGGAGACGCUUGCUUCAGGAGUCGUCCCUGAUGACCUCAUCGUGGCACAAGAUGGAACUGUCUACGUGUGCACCAAUGUCACAAACACCGUGGCGCGGAUUCCACCAGGUGGAGGAGGCGUGGUGACAGUCGCAGGAGAGGCAAAGGCUAUGACACUUGCGGGAUCAACGGCGUGUGUGUUUGGCGAAGGAGAAAAGAUGGCAAGACUGAGCCAGCCAAAGUUGUAG